Trematosphaeria pertusa is the source of this 1863-nucleotide messenger RNA. RefSeq names its product PTR2-domain-containing protein. The transcript has 7 exons. Lineage: Eukaryota; Fungi; Ascomycota; Dothideomycetes; Pleosporales; Trematosphaeriaceae. The record is from RefSeq and is a predicted model, not a curated record. The coding region runs from base 1 to 1863 and encodes 620 amino acids. Gene Ontology annotation, biological process: oligopeptide transport; transmembrane transport. Gene Ontology annotation, cellular component: membrane. Gene Ontology annotation, molecular function: dipeptide transmembrane transporter activity.
AUGCCGGCCGGGGACAUUGGAGAUCAAAUCGAAGCCAAGGUCGACCCUGCACUCAUCGAUCGAAGUGGAGAUCCUGACCACAAGCUGCCGGCGUCCGCCCAUCGAGUGGGGACAUUGCCGUCUGGGUCCGAGUCCUUUGAAGGUGCUAGCGAUAGCGCUCUCUUGCCGAGUGCGGAAGAGCUCGAGACUUUGCGUCGUGUGCCCGCGAAGAUCCCAUGGAAGGUGUUUACCAUCGCCUUUGUGGAGCUCGUGGAGCGCAUGUCCUACUACGGUACGGUAGCGAUCUACACAAACUUCAUCGCCUACAAGAAUCCGGGUACCAGGACCGGCGCUGCUCCAAACCCCAAGGACGACCAGGCUCAACCCGGCGCCCUAGAUUUGGGCAAGCAAACUGCAUUUGCGCUCACUACCUUCAACAAAUUCUUCAUCUAUAUCAUGCCGCUAUUUGGAGCAUGGGUUGCUGACACCUACCUGGGGCGAUUCAAGACCAUUGUCUACUCGGUGCUUGUCGCUGAGGUUGGCCAUAUGCUCCUCGUGGGUUCGGCAGCGCCUGAAAUGCUCGAGAAACCGAAGAAUGCGCUCGGCCUCUUCAUCAUCGGUCUCAUCAUCAUGGGUCUCGGAACGGGUACAUUCAAGCCGAACAUCUCGCCUCUCAUCGCCGAGCAGAUCCCGCAAGAGAAAAUGCAAGUUGAGACCACGAAGAAAGGCGAGCGUGUGAUUGUUGAUCCGGCGGUCACUACGUCGAGGAUCUAUAACUGGUUCUAUAUGUUUAUUAACAUUGGUGCCCUCGUCGGCCAGCUGGCUAUGGUGUACACGGAACGUUAUGUUGGCUUCUACGCCGCGUUCCUCAUUCCUACCCUCUUCUUUUUGACCACGCUUCCUGUUCUCUUCUUCUGCAAGAAGCACUAUAGGCUGGCGCCACCGUCGGGAAGCGUUCUGGGUCCAGCCGUCAAAUUGCUGUUCCGCGGCACGAAAGGUCGAUGGCACCUAAAUCCCGUCGCGACCUAUAGGCAUAUGAAUGACGGCACGUUCUGGGAAAGCGUGAAGCCUUCGCACCUGGGAGCGGCAAAGCCGUCCUGGAUGACUUUCGACGAUGCCUGGGUGGACGAGGUUGCCCGUGGAUGGUCGGCUUGUGGUGUACUCCUCUGGCUACCGCUCUACUGGCUCACCUACAACCAGAUCGACAACAACAUUAUCACCCAAGCGAGCACUCUUGCUCUCCACAGCGUGCCGAACGAUCUUCUGCAGAAUAUCGACCCUCUCGCUAUCAUGAUCCUAGUGCCCUUCUUCGAUCUUCUCGUCUAUCCCUUCCUGCGUAAACGCGGGAUCAAGUUCACACCGGUGAAGAAGAUCACCGCUGGUUUCAUGCUGGGCAGUGCCGCCAUGGUUUGGGCAACGGUGGUUCAGUACUACAUCUAUAAAACGUCUCCCUGCCAUAAGGAGGCGACCCCCAAGUGCCACUCUCCGAUUAACGUGUGGGUCCAGACUGGCCCCUACGUUCUGAUCGCCGCUUCGGAGAUCUUUGCAUCGGUCAGCUCACUCGAGUACGCGUUCACCAAGGCGCCGAGGAACAUGCGAAGCUUGGUUCAGGCGUUCUCACUCUUCACGACCGCUCUGUCUGCUGCACUCGGCGAGGCAUUCGUCGGCCUUACGGAAGAUCCGUACUUGGAGUGGAACUAUGGUGUUAUGGGCGUGAUCGCGUUCAUCGGAGGCUGCCUCUUCUGGCUCACCUAUCGGAGUCUCGAUAAGGAGGAGGACCGACUCAACAUGCUCCCGGCAGGUCAUAAUCUCAAUACUCCAGCGCACGCAGCGGACUCCGAGAUGCAACCGUCCAUCGAGGUCGAACAUGGGAAGGCGGCCUAA